Angiostrongylus costaricensis is the source of this 423-nucleotide messenger RNA. Lineage: Eukaryota; Metazoa; Nematoda; Chromadorea; Rhabditida; Metastrongylidae. The record is from the annotation of a GenBank genome assembly.
AUGGACUAUGAUCGCUUCACCUCUGACGACCCAAUCGGAGAAAUAAUACUUCCAAUGAAGAAUGUCAAAUUUGCAAACAGUCCAGUUUACUGGAAACACUUACAACGUCCCACCGUGUCGAGGGAACAAUGCGGUGAAUUGAUGCUGUCCUUGUGUUAUCUUCCCGAUGUGAGUAAGAUUACCGUAAGUGUGAUAAAGGCGCGAGAUUUGAAGGCAAAGGACAAAAUGGGAAGCUCUGAUGCAUACGUGAAGCUAUGGUUAGUACAACAAGGUAAUAAACUGGAAAAGCAUAAGACGAUGGUGAAAUCUCAAACGCUGGCGCCAGUCUUCAACGAGUCGUUCGCAUUCACGGUUCCAGAAAAAGAAGUCCUUGAAAAGCACGUAAACCUUGUGGUGACGGUGAGCACAGCAAACUUCUCCUCU